Astyanax mexicanus (Mexican tetra) is the source of this 1425-nucleotide messenger RNA. RefSeq names its product yrdC N(6)-threonylcarbamoyltransferase domain containing (gene yrdc). Gene Ontology annotation, biological process: regulation of translational fidelity. The record is from RefSeq and is a predicted model, not a curated record. The coding region runs from base 69 to 860 and encodes 263 amino acids. Gene Ontology annotation, cellular component: cytoplasm. The transcript is spliced from 6 exons. Gene Ontology annotation, molecular function: nucleotidyltransferase activity; tRNA binding; double-stranded RNA binding. Lineage: Eukaryota; Metazoa; Chordata; Actinopteri; Characiformes; Acestrorhamphidae.
AUUUUGAAAGGUGGUGCAUCGUGUUUCAGGUGGGACCAUGCUGUAGGCUGACUGAAGGGAGCAGUUCUAUGGGCUUCAGUGCGUUUGUUCGUACAUUUAUCUCGUCUUCGCAGGUUUGUGUUCAGCGCGCUGUGGGAGUCAGAGCUGCGUGUGAGGAGAUGAAGACCACGGUGCUGCGGUUACUCCAGCAGCCCCCAGCCGGCCCUCUGUCUCCGUCCGCCGGCAAACACGAUGGAUUACAUAUCCUGAACUCAACAGUAAAAGCUUUAAAGGAUGGACAGGUUGUGGCUGUUCCCACUGAUACAAUCUAUGGUCUGGCCUGCUUGGCCCAGAAUUCAGAAGCCAUCAAGAGGGUGUACAAUAUCAAAGGGAGAAAUGGAAAUAAGCCAUUGGCCAUUUGUGUGGGAGAAAUACAAGACAUAUAUAAGUAUUGCAAAGUAGUUGUAAAAGAAGAGCUUCUUGAAGAUCUCCUGCCUGGUCCGGUAACACUGGUCCUUGAAAGGUCUGAGAUGCUUAAUGCAGACCUUAAUCCAUUUACUAAGCUCGUAGGAGUUCGCAUCCCAGACCACCCCUUCAUGAGGCGCUUGUGUCAGGUGUGUGAUGAGCCCCUUGCUUUAACUAGCGCUAACGUUAGUACACAAGCAAGCACUGUGGCUGUUCAUGAGUUUGAAGACCUAUGGCCAAGCCUGUCUGUUGUAGUGGAUGGUGGCCCAAUUGGAGACCAAAGUCGACUUGGCUCAACAGUGGUAGACCUCUCAGUUCCUGGUAGAUAUCAAAUUAUUAGAUCUGGUUGUGCUUUUUCAGCAACAGUCGCAGCACUCGAGAACAAAUAUGGAUUAUUGGAGGAUUCUGGUAGUUAAUGAGUUUGUAGUUCACUGCUCCCCUCCAGCUAAAGCAUACAUCCACUAACUGUUUGACACGGCCAACUGGAUUCAAAUCGAUCAGACGGAAAAGACAAUAAUACGCAACUAUGUAUAUCUCAGGAAGCGGGGUUGUUCUCCAAAAUGAGAAUUCCUAUUUUUGGAUUUCAUCUGGCUCUGGGGCUGUCAGCGAAAUAUUUUUUCACCACUUACAGUAAAUUAUGAAGCUUGGGAGUUCUUUGCUUUACUGGAUGUCCAGAAAUGUUUUGGUUUUUCAUAUUCAUUAUAGAUUUUUUUUUUAUUUGAUCUGUAUUUAAUGCCAUUAUGUACUGUACUGUACUUCAUGGACUUACUAAGAAUGGACUUAAUGUUGGUAGUGCAAUUGUUGUUUUACUGUGUUGCACUAUGUUGCAUUGAGGACCAGGAAGAUUUUCUUUCGGAGGAAUACGCACAAAAGACAUUUAAAAUGGUUUGAAACUGUUGCAAAUUUUGUCAUUUUUUUAUUAGCUUUUUAUUUUAAUGAUUGUAUGUAAAUAAAGGAAAAAUAAAUGCUUAUUCUAUCUAC